GCUCGCCAGCUAAGCAGCUAAAGCAGCUAAAGCAGCUCAGGUAGCCUAAUGAUAGUUACCCGUACCUGCCGUACUGCCGUAAAACUGAGUACGGGAGGAGCCCACCGUUACACUGCAAGCACUGCUAGGAGAUGGACCUUCCACGCGUCGUCGAUCCAUUUAUCAGACAAAUUCUAAUCAUCGCCUCCGUUUUUUUUUAUCUCGAAUUAAAUCCCCCAAAUCCCUUACACCCUGUAAAGUACUUCCUCUGACUUGUUAAAUUGUAUAUACAAUUGUGUACCAUACCCCUAUCCCAUUAGGUUCUCUACGGAAGGUAGGUUAGGUACUUGGUGCAACGAACUUCGUAUUCACAUUCAGCUUUUACCUAUUCCACUCUAUCUCACUUGUUCACCUCUAUCAUCUUUUUUUUUCUUCUUCUUUUUUUCCCUCCUUUAGUUCCCACUCCCCUACGAAUUCCUCACCCCUCCUUAAAUCUAAAAUAACGUAGCUCAACUAUGCGAAUUUAAACAAGUCGCAUUUGGGCUUUUCGGUGAUGACUUAAAUAGCCUUUCUUUGUUUCUUGUGACAACAUCUACCCUAACACGGGCGAAGAGAGUUUUCCCCUUUGGAAGUCCCCGCCUCCCUCCCGGCUGGCGAAACAUUCCAACCCUCAAGAAUAUACUUUGUCUUCUACCAACUCAUUGCUCCAUUGUGACGCUGAACAAUCCGUCACCCUUACAUCCCUCAUCAUGGCCGCCGGCAGCGCGCGCAUAGUGAGAUACAUUCUCCUCGCCUCUUUUUUUGUCGCAGUUCUUUACUUCGUAUCCCAUUCUUCAUACGAGGGAGUGCAAUUAAAACCCUCGACAUUCGGAGCCAGCCCAGGCUCAUCGUCGACGAAGCCGGAUAAGUCUUCUAACGAUGUCGGUGGAGCAUCUAGUGGUGGAAACAAGCCAGAUAGUCAAAUCAACAGCUCACCUGGAUCUACAAAGAGUUCACCGUCGAAACCCGGCGCAGGUUCCCCGAAGCAAUAUGAAGAUCUUGCCGAAGCACCAAUGGCAUUAACGCCAUCGGAUCCCGGAUGGAAUGAUCUUUUGGGAACUGCCCCAGGUCCUCGCAUGAAUGCUACCUUCGUCUCCCUUGCUCGCAACAGCGAUGUGUGGGAGAUCGCUCGCUCUAUCCGUCAAGUCGAAGAUCGCUUCAACCGCCGAUACAACUACGACUGGGUUUUCCUCAACGAUAAGCCUUUUGACGCCACUUUCAAGAAAGUUACAACUUCCCUCGUAUCUGGAAAGACGUACUAUGGCGAAAUUCCUCGCGAGCACUGGUCUUUCCCCGAUUUCAUCGACCAAGAUAAGGCUCGGAAAGUUCGUGAAGACAUGGCGCAGCGAAAGAUUAUUUAUGGUGAUUCCGUGAGCUACCGACACAUGUGUCGUUUCGAGUCAGGUUUCUUCUUCCGCCAACCGCUUAUGAUGAACUACGAAUGGUACUGGCGUGUCGAACCCAGCGUCGAACUUUUCUGCGACAUUCAUUACGAUCCUUUCCGUUUCAUGGCCGAGAACAAGAAGAAGUACAGCUUCGUGCUUAGUCUGUACGAAUACGAAGAGACUAUCCCUACUCUUUGGGACAGUGUAAAGAAGUUCAUGAAGAAUCACCCGGAGCACAUCGCAGAGGGCAACUCAAUGGGUUUCCUAAGUGAUGAUGGUGGCGACAAAUACAACAAAUGCCACUUCUGGUCUAAUUUUGAAGUUGGCAACUUAGAUUGGCUGCGUUCUAAGGCAUACAUCGACUUCUUCGAGUCGCUUGAUCAGGAUGGCGGGUUCUUCUACGAACGAUGGGGCGAUGCACCUGUUCAUUCCAUCGCUGCCGGCCUUUUAUUAAAGAAGGAAGAAAUCCACUUCUUUAACGACAUCGCCUAUUAUCACGUCCCUUUCACCCACUGUCCCACUGGAGAAAAGACACGAUUAGAUCUUCGCUGCCACUGCAACCCUAAGGACAACUUCGACUGGAAGGGUUACUCUUGUACAUCAAGAUACUUUGAGGUUAACGGGCUUGAAAAGCCGCAGGGCUAUACGGAGCAACAGGAAUAAGGAAAAGGAAACUAGGACGAAAGAAAAUUCGCAGGUGAUUGGUGGCGUCCACGGAUUCAUUAU
Molecule: messenger RNA, 2129 nt
Organism: Daldinia caldariorum
Lineage: Eukaryota; Fungi; Ascomycota; Sordariomycetes; Xylariales; Hypoxylaceae
Product: glycosyltransferase family 15 protein
Exons: 5
Coding region: 729-2066 (445 amino acids)
Biological process (GO): protein O-linked glycosylation; protein N-linked glycosylation; cell wall mannoprotein biosynthetic process
Cellular component (GO): Golgi apparatus; membrane
Molecular function (GO): alpha-1,2-mannosyltransferase activity
Source: RefSeq, a predicted model, not a curated record